UCUCUCUCUCUCUGGUGCGCUGUGGUUCUGUGGGAAUGUUUGUGCUGUGAGGUGCCUGGCUCAUGGAAGGAUUGCUUGCAUUCAGAGGGUGAACGAGUUGUGAGGGAACUCAUGUCGCUCAUGCACCUUUGGACUAAAUUAUACGCACAGCUGGGAUUACCACUUCCCAAGGACGGCGUUGAUGCCCUGUCUGGUACUCCUUUGUUCUCCCCUCCAACUGACUCUCUGUCUGAGUAUGAAGACCGACAGAAGUUCCUUAACACAGACCCCACCCCGACCGUUCCUACGCUGUGGGACAUUAACACACCAACAGCAGUAAACCAGCCUGAGUUGGUUACCAACAGGUUUCAAGGUUUAAAGAGUUUGGAUGAUAUCACUGCCAUACUCAGCACUCCGCCUUUGGGAGGAUUUCAGACACCGAGAUCCCGCCCACAGGAGGAAGAUGAUGAGGCAGAGGAAGAGGAGGCAGAGGAGCUUGGGCAGGUCGACACAUACGCCGAUUACAGACCCUCCAAAUCUAAAAUCGGGAUAGCUCACCCUGACCGGGUUGUGGAGACCAGUACCCUGUCCAGUGUUCCUCCUCCCGAGGUCACCUACACCCUGUCCAUUCCACAGCCCAUUACUGACAGUGGCCUCCUCUCCGCCUUACAACUGGAAGCCAUCAUCUACGCCUGCCAGCAACACGAAGUGAUCCUACAGAACAACCAGAGAGCCGGCUUCCUCAUCGGGGACGGGGCAGGCGUGGGAAAAGGCCGGACCGUCGCCGGAAUCAUCCUGGAAAAUAACUUAAAGGGACGGAAGAAGGCACUGUGGUUCAGUGUGUCGAAUGAUCUGAAGUAUGACGCGGAGAGAGACCUCAAAGAUAUCGACGCCUCAGAUAUUCCUGUGCACGCCUUAAACAAGAUCAAAUACGGAGACACGGCUACCUCGGAGGGAGUUCUGUUCGCCACGUACUCGGCGCUGAUCGGAGAGAGCCAGGCCGGCGGCCAGCACCGGACCAGACUAAAACAGAUCCUUGACUGGUGUGGACCCGACUUCGACGGAGUCAUUGUGUUUGACGAAUGUCACAAGGCCAAAAACGCCACAUCCACCAAAGUGGGCAAAGCCGUCCUGGACCUGCAGAACAAACUCCCGUCAGCCAGGGUGGUCUACGCCAGCGCCACCGGAGCGUCAGAGCCAAAGAACAUGAUCUACAUGAGUCGACUCGGCAUCUGGGGAGAGGGAACGCCUUUCAGGACUUUCGAAGACUUCCUACACGCCAUCGAGAAGAGGGGUGUGGGUGCCAUGGAGAUUGUUGCCAUGGAUAUGAAGGUCAGUGGGAUGUACAUCGCGCGGCAGCUCAGUUUCUCCGGUGUGUCUUUUCGCAUUGAAGAGGUUCACCUGGAUGACGACUUCAAACAGGUUUACAACAAAGCUGCCAAACUGUGGGCAGAAGCCCUUGCCGUGUUUAUGCGUGCGGCAGACGAGUUGGGUUUGGACUCGAGGAAGUCCCUGUGGGGUCAGUUCUGGUCCUCACACCAGCGCUUCUUCAAAUACCUCUGCAUCGCGGCCAAAGUCCGCCGGCUGGUGGAGCUGGCCAAGAGGGAGCUGGAGGCAGGCAAGUGCGUUGUGAUUGGUCUACAGUCGACGGGCGAGGCUCGCACUCGGGAGGUGCUUGACGAAAAUGAUGGCCACCUCGACAGUUUCGUUUCCACGGCAAAGGGUGUGUUUCAGUCUCUGGUCCAAAAACACUUUCCCUCAGAGAAGCAGAGGAGAGAGAAGAGUGUAGGACAUAAGAGGAAACGUAAGCCACGGGGCAGACAGUCUAAGUGUGUGAGGCAGAGUGUAGAGAAUGGAGUCAUUACCAUCAGUGAGGAGAGCAGCACUGACUCUGACGUGGACAGUGACUCCAACUCUUCCCCUGACUCUCUGGACAACAACGACGAGGUCAUCUUCAUUAACCACACCAGCUGUCACGCAGCACGGAUAGAGGAGAUGAAGCAGGAUCUCCUGUUGAAGAUCUGCACUUUGGGAGAGGAGCUGCCCCAGAACACACUGGAUGAACUCAUCGACAAGUUUGGAGGCCCAGAGAAAGUGGCUGAGAUGACAGGUCGUAAGGGCCGCGUGGUCAGACGAGCUGAUGGAGGCGUGAGGUACGAGUCUCGUGCGGAGCAGGGCUACACCAUCGACCAGAUCAACAUCAAAGAGAAAGAUCGUUUUAUGAGCGGGGAGAAGUUAGUGGCGAUUAUCUCCGAGGCGGCCAGUUCAGGGAUCUCUCUGCAGGCAGAUAAACGCAUCCUGAACCAGCGCAGACGGGUCCACAUCACACUGGAGCUGCCCUGGAGCGCGGACAGAGCCAUACAGCAGUUCGGCCGCACACACCGGUCCAACCAGGUGACCGCUCCGGAAUACAUCUUCCUCAUCUCCGAACUGGCCGGGGAAAGACGCUUUGCUUCCAUUGUGGCAAAACGACUGGAGAGUCUGGGGGCUCUGACUCAUGGGGACAGGAGAGCCACAGAGUCCAGAGAUCUGAGCAAAUACAACUUUGAAAAUAAAUAUGGGACUAAAGCCUUGGACAAAAUCACCAAAGCCAUCCACGGACAGAUGGAGAGCAAGGUUCCUGCUCCUAAAGACUACCCAGGGGGAGACGCCAUGUUCUUCAGAGACAUGAAGCAGGGCAUGAUUGAUGUGGGAAUCAUCAGUAAGGAGCCUCGUCUCGGAAUCAACACUGAAAAAGACUGCAGUAUCACUAAGUUUCUGAACAGGAUUCUGGGCCUGGAGGUGCAUAAGCAGAACUCGCUGUUCCAGUAUUUCACUGACAACUUCGACUACCUAAUAGAGAAGGACAAAAAGGAGGGCAAAUACGACAUGGGCAUUCUGGAUUUGGCCCCAGGUAACGAUGAGAUCUACGAGGAGACUCAGGAGAAGUUUCUGACUGUGGGGAACCCUCAGGAUGGACAGGUCGUCCUCUAUAAGAUCUCUGUGGACAGAGGUAUGCCAUGGGAGGAGGCAUGUAAGAAAUCGGAGUCGCUGACCCAGUCAGAUGAAGGUUUUUAUCUCUCUAAUAAGUUAAGGGGGAGUCGCCCGUGUGUGUUACUGGCUGAACAGGGACGCGGGCACAGUUACAACCUUUAUAAACCCAACAUCGGCAAACAGGCGCAGCCGGAGAGUUUGGACAGUCUGAAACUUAAAUACCGCAAGGUGACCCCAGAGGAAGCCAGAGACUGCUGGGAAAACCAGUUUACCUUCUCUCUCAGGAAGUGUAGUCAUGCCAACUGGAACGGGCGGUGUAAGAAGGUGGAGGAGGGACAGGACUGCACCCAGGGCAUGCGACUGCGUCAGUACCACAUGCUCUGUGGGGCUUUGCUGCACGUUUGGAAACGCGUGGCUGAAGUCGUGUACGACAGCACAGGCUCCAGCAUCCUGCAGAUCGUCCGCCUCAAAACCAAAGACCACAACAAACAAGUGGGCAUAAAGAUCCCAGAGAGCUGUGUAGCCCGUGUGCGAGAGGAGCUGAUCCAGAUAGAUAAGGAGGUGAAGAGGAGGCGCAAAGAGAAGGAGCAGCAGGAGAGGGAGCAGCGUUUGGCUGAAGACCGGAAGAAUUACCAUCAGAACCUCUUCGCGGACCCCCUCCCCGCUUCCUUUCCCAGUCUCACCAGUCUGUCCACCCCAUUCCCCCAGUUCCCCCAGUUCCCCGUGACUUUCCCGGCCCUGCCGCGGAACCCACUGGAGGAGAUACUGGACCUGUCCACGGCCCGUAAGUCCCCGCCCCCCGGCUGCAUGCCGGGUCCGCUCGGCCAGGACUGCGCCCCCGGGUCGCCGGAGGAUUUGAGUGGCAUAAACCUGGACUCUCUGCUCGGACACAGCGGACACGAGAACCAGUCAGAACUGGAAUCCACUCAGCCUGCCGACAUGCUGGAAUUCCUCGGCAUAUACCUGCCUCCCUCCUCAUAUACGGUGCCCAUGCAGACCAGCCCUGCUUCAUCUUCAUCAUCUUCAUCAUCAGCAGCAUCAUCAUCAUCAUCGUCGUCGUCGUCGUCGGUGGCAGCGUUACCCACUCCGUCCUACUCCACCGCCAGCCCAAUCCCUAACAGCUUGUUCUCUUCCUCCUCCUCCUCUUCCUCCUCCUCCUCCUCCUCACUGUUCUCCCCGUCGUCGCUUCGUUCGGGAGACCAGCUCGCUCUCCCGCUGUCCGACGGAAACCACGCCACGGACGCACACAUCAACGCGCGCAAGGUUCUGCACAGUAUGUUCCAGAACGGUUCCGCCGAGGCGCGACAGUCGGUCAUACAGUUCCACCAAGAGUGAGAGAGAGACAGACACUACCCUGCCACGCCCCCAGGGCUGUGGCUCCUCCCCCCUGCAGCGCUUACAUCACAUACCUCAGGGCUUCUAGUCACAUCACUGCCUUCCAUGCAUUGCACUGCACUCCACCUGUUCUCUGUGUGUG
Molecule: messenger RNA, 4429 nt
Organism: Chanos chanos (milkfish)
Lineage: Eukaryota; Metazoa; Chordata; Actinopteri; Gonorynchiformes; Chanidae
Gene: sbno2b
Product: strawberry notch homolog 2b
Exons: 29
Coding region: 112-4287 (1391 amino acids)
Biological process (GO): regulation of DNA-templated transcription
Cellular component (GO): nucleus
Molecular function (GO): histone binding; chromatin DNA binding
Source: RefSeq, a predicted model, not a curated record